Gregarina niphandrodes is the source of this 1716-nucleotide messenger RNA. RefSeq names its product NAD(P)-binding rossmann-like domain protein. The record is from RefSeq and is a predicted model, not a curated record. The transcript has a single exon. Bases 1 to 1716 code for a protein of 571 amino acids. NCBI's taxonomy places the organism in Eukaryota, Apicomplexa, Conoidasida, Eugregarinorida, Gregarinidae.
AUGUUGAAGCGGCCGCGGAAUAUAGCUGUGGUAGGGGCAGGCCCAUGCGGUCUUGCGGCUUCUCGGACACUUUUGAAGAGCGGUGUCCACGUCACGUUGUUGGAAAAGGAGUCUCUGCCUGGGGGUUUGAUACGGAGCUCGGUUUCGCCGUUUAGUUUCAAGAUACGAGGUCUGGGGGACUCUCUGAUAGACGGCUUACGUGAUGAAGUCAAUGACUGUGCAGCAAGUUUUGGUAACCGAUUUGUUUUCCGUCCCGGUAUGGAGAUUUCACCUGCCAAGUUACGAGAGCUCAGUAGAGUAUACGACGGCAUAAUUGUCGCCUGGGGGGGCGAUUGUAAGCCGAAAAGACCCCACGGUCUGAAUGUAACCUCUAUUCCGGUUUUGCCUUGCCAGUACUUCCUCCAAUACCUGAAUAGGCUACCUAAACCAGAUCGUCUGAAUGAGAGUAGCAAUGUGAACCUGACGGCCGAAGGCACCAUUGACGGAGACAUUAACGAAGGCACCAUUGACGGAGACGUUAACGAAGACAUCAACGAAGACAUUAACGAAGACAUUGACGAAGACAUUGACGAAGACAUUGAUGAAGACAUUGAUGAAGACAUUGACGAGAGCACCAUUAAUCUGAGUACCAGUAAAGCGAAGUGCGAGGCAUGGAAAAGGACACCCCGCCUUGGGCUGGGUCACGCUGGCGAGGAUCCCGAUUCGCAUACAGUCCUUGCUGGCAACGCUCCCGAGAAUAUGACGUCAACGUACUUUUAUUCGGAAGAAGAGGACAGUCCAAACAAUCAUGAUGGUCGUAAUGAUGAUGGUCGGAAUAAUGAUGGUCGUAAUGAUGAUGGUUAUCCAAGUUACUUCCGAAAGCGGGAUAUAGAUGUUGACAAGGUACUGAAAAAUCUAAAGGGAAGAAAUGUUCUGAUUAUGGGUUUUGGGAAUGUGGCUCUGGAUAUUAUGGGAUUACUAAUGGCCGAAGAGUUCUGUGUAGCUGCAGAUAAUAUGAGUCUUAACCAACUUGCUACCCUUUCUGGUUUAAAUAUAUCUCGAACUUAUGUGGUUGGACGUGGAUCAGUAUUCAAUGCCAAGUGGAGUGCCGGGACCUUCCGGAGAAAUGUUACAAAGCUAGCUAACCUUUUGGUUCUGCCGCACGGUAGCACGUCCAAGUCUCCUCGUAUUGAACAAAUCUUUGAGGAAUAUUGUACUAGAGGGCCAUUGAAAACGGAAAUUGAGAACUUAGAUAAUAGCUCAGUUAUACAAACAGACUCGUCUGUGAACGGUGAGAAACGGCGAGAGGUAGAAGUGCUUGAAAAUGUUACAUUGAUAGAGGAAAUGGCCCCUGGUGUUGUCCGGUUAAUCCAUGGUAAUAACGGUGCCGUUCGUGAGCUGGACAACAUUGGUUUAAUUAUCCCGUGCACUGGUUUCGCAUCCGUGAAUGAAGAUUUCAGAAAGGACUAUGAGUCUGGUGGUUACGCCUGUCCCGUAUAUCUCGUCGGCUGGGCCAUGGAGCCUAGCGGUGGGGCUGGUUCUAAUAUAGCCAACGUCGACUCGGCAGUGGAGGACUUGGUGGAGCGUUUAAAAGCGGCGGAUGAUACUGGUGAAGGUCCGGCAGCGGAUGACGGCGAAUGGGGGAAAACCCUCAAGCUGUUAGCACUAGAUCGCGAGGCUAGGUCUCUAAGAAAAGCCCGGUGGGCUUUAGGUCUUGCACCUGCACCUAAUGGCUGA